AAGGGUUAUUUUAAAAGAUUGAAUUAGAAACAUAUAUUUUUAUUUUCCAUGUACUAACUGUGACAUGUAUCAUAGACGAUUAUAUUCUCUGGCAGCCUUCGGAGUCGGCCAAAUUUCACAGGUUGUUUUCGUUUGCCCCAAUCUUGAAAGUCUCCAAACUCCCCUUUAAGGGUGCGGGUCUAGGUGAUUUAAGCCAAUGAUAUGACUCGGUAUUCUGCAGGAAAAAACUGUGACAUGCGAGGCAGUGGGUCUUUAAAGGGCUGCUCUGCCCCAACUCGCAAGCCCAAUCUCAUAGGACUUGUUAGCGUAUCACGUGCCAGAUUCUUAAUGAAGUGGACACACGAGGGUCUCGUGUGCGCAUGCGCUUGGUGUAAAAUGUAGUUGGAAAUGAGGUGUCCGUCUUGGAGUAGUCGACUUUUAAAAAGCAUCGGCAGCCCCUGAUAUGACGACUUCGCUGGUUCUGCAUCCACGCUGGGCGGACACCUUGAUGUACGUUUAUGAAAAAAGCCCGAAUGAAAACAACCAGAAUAAAAGCCAAACAAUGGAGGGACUGAGCGGUAAUUGCCCUGCGACCCACUGCAGGGACCUGAUGUCGCACCCCGCGCUGGGACGACAUUCUGGCACCAUAGCGACCCACCAGGGCUCCGUCUACUCGGAUAUUUCCUCUCCAGACACCGGCCGGCAGUGCCCCGCUCCCCAGACAUCAUCCAGCGCAUCUUUGAGCUACGGUUACCCUUUUGGAAACCCGUAUUACGGCUGUAGAUUAUCUCAUUCGCACAACGUGAACUUGCAGCAGAAGCCCUGCUCGUACCAUCCCGCAGAAAAAUACGCCGAGCCCAGCACAGCCCUGCCCACGGAAGAACUGUCUACCAGGGCGAAAGAGUUUGCCUUCUACCCGAGUUUCGCCAGCUCGUAUCAGGCUGUUCCCGGAUAUCUCGACGUGUCCGUGGUGCCCAGUAUCAGUGCCCAUCCUGAACCGCGACACGACGCCUUGAUCCCUAUGGAGGGCUACCAGCACUGGGCUCUCUCCAAUGGCUGGGAUGGGCAGGUGUACUGCUCCAAGGAGCAAACGCAGUCGACUCAUCUUUGGAAAUCACCUUUCCCAGAUGUUGUGCCACUGCAGCCUGAGGUCAGCAGCUACCGUCGUGGGCGUAAAAAGCGGGUCCCUUACACCAAGAUCCAGCUGAAGGAGCUGGAGAAAGAAUAUGCAGCCAGCAAAUUCAUCACCAAAGACAAGAGGAGGCGCAUCUCGGCCGCCACCAACCUCUCAGAGCGUCAAGUCACCAUCUGGUUCCAAAACCGACGAGUCAAGGAGAAGAAAUUUGUCAGUAAAUCCAAGAACAAUCACAUGCACACCACUUGAUAAGAUCAGCGACCUCCUUCAAACUUGCAACUCAUACCCUCCAAAAAACAUCACGCCAUAUAUUUACCUCUUGCAUCGAAAAUCGUGGCUGAAGAACAUUUUGGCUGAGUGUUUUUCUUUUUUUUUUUUUUUUUAAUUUAACUUCCAUCAUCUCCAUCGACCAUGCCACCACGCCCCCCUGUUUUCAAGUUAGAGAUGAUGCUCUAAAAACUGUGAAAAUAUUGAAAAUUCACUUCACAUUUGUUUUAUAUGAAUGUACAUAUAUAAAUAUAUAAUAUUUAAAACGAUAUCUGUAUUUCAAAGACAAGUAUUGCGUGUUUUUCAUUUUCUUUUUUUUUUUUUUCAAGCCAAAUCUCAAAAGGACUGAUGACAUUUCUAAGACUUGCAACUGGCCGAUCAAAACAAGAGGAGACUGUUCGUUUGGUGUCCUUUUAGAAAAAUAAUCGCCAUAUGGACAAGAAUCGUUAUGGCAUAGUGACACGUUGAACUUGAGACUUUAACAGCUUCAACAAAAAAAGCUCACAGAGGACUUUCGGGAGAAAGAAAGAUUUUUUUUUUUUUUUAAUUCCUUCUGAAUUUCAAAAGCUAUGUUCCUCUUGUGUGGGGUUUGUUCUCUUAAGCCUGGGGUAAAACAAAGGCUGCUAUGUUGUUAAUCUGUAUAGUGCAAUGCCUUUAUUAUUUAAUUCAUAUUAUCUAGUAUGGCAGAACUGUAAACUGGAAAUAUCCCAAGACCUGUAUGUUUUCCUUUAUCAGUGAAGGAUUCUGUCAUGCAACUGGAAUGAUUGUAAACCAUUAAAAGUCAGUGAGUAUUACACAUAAAUGCACAAUCGUUUUAUUUUUUAUUUUUUUUGUCUUUGUUAGUGUAGCAUUGGAGCUGAUCACACGCCUUGUACGAAGCCUGUAAUUUCUACUUUCGUGCAGUAUGUGAACUGUAUUGUGCUGUUGAAUUACGUACUGGUAACGUGUUUUCAUAAAUAAAUGAUGAUUAUGAAAAUGCUCAAA
This is a messenger RNA of Lates calcarifer (barramundi perch), 2365 nucleotides long. RefSeq names its product homeobox C13a (gene hoxc13a). The coding region runs from base 443 to 1363 and encodes 306 amino acids. The record is from RefSeq and is a predicted model, not a curated record. Gene Ontology annotation, molecular function: DNA-binding transcription factor activity, RNA polymerase II-specific; RNA polymerase II cis-regulatory region sequence-specific DNA binding. Lineage: Eukaryota; Metazoa; Chordata; Actinopteri; Centropomidae. The transcript has 2 exons. Gene Ontology annotation, biological process: regulation of transcription by RNA polymerase II.